This is a messenger RNA of Strongyloides ratti, 294 nucleotides long. Its product is annotated as Trypsin Inhibitor-like, cysteine rich domain-containing protein. The record is from RefSeq and is a predicted model, not a curated record. The transcript has 2 exons. NCBI's taxonomy places the organism in Eukaryota, Metazoa, Nematoda, Chromadorea, Rhabditida, Strongyloididae. Bases 1 to 294 code for a protein of 97 amino acids.
AUGUUAUCAACUAAUUUUUGUUUUUUAUUUGUUCUUUUAUUUUUAAUUGGAAAUAUUUCAAUUAAAUCAAACCCGGUUACAACAUCUCCAAAAGAAUGCCGAGAAAAUGAAGUUUAUUUGGAGUGUGGACCAUGUAAUGAAAGACGAUGUUAUACUAUUUACUUUUUUGUUGAUCCUUGCAAAUUUAACAAAUGUUAUCCACCAGGAUGUUAUUGUAAAGAUGGUUAUGGAAGAAAAAGUUUAGAAGAUGAUACAUGUACUUUAUUAAGUACUUGUCAAAAAAAUGUUUUCUAA